CGGCCUCCCCCCCCCCCCCCCCCCCCCCAGGCGGGCAGGCGGCGGCAUGCCGCGCACGGCGGCUGCGGCGCCCCCCGCGCGGAAGGUGCCCCUCCGGAAGCUGCUGCGCGCGGCCUCGGUGGCGUGCGGGGUGCAGUUCGGCUGGGCGCUGCAGCUGUCGCUGCUCACCCCCUACGUGCAGGAGCUGGGCAUCCCGCACGCCUUCGCCAGCCUCGUCUGGCUCUGCGGCCCGCUCUCCGGCCUCCUCGUCCAGCCCCUCGUCGGACACCUCUCCGACCGCAUCGCCCCGGCCGCGUCCCCGCUCGGCCGCCGCAGGCCCUUCAUCGCCGCGGGCGCCGCCUCAAUCGCCGCCGCCGUCCUCACCGUCGGAUUCUCCGCCGACCUUGGCCGCAUCUUCGGCGACGACAUCACACCGGGGAAGACACGCCUCGGAGCCAUCUGCGUCUACCUCGUCGGAUUCUGGCUGCUCGAUGUGGGGAACAACGCCACGCAGGGGCCGUGCAGGGCCUUCCUCGCGGACCUCACCGAGAACGACCCAAGGAGGACACGGAUUGCUAAUGCAUACUUUUCACUCUUCAUGGCCCUGGGAAACAUACUUGGAUAUGCCACCGGAGCAUAUAGUGGCUGGUAUAGGAUAUUUCCUUUCACUGUUACACCAUCCUGCAGCAUCAGUUGUGCCAACCUCAAGUCUGCCUUUCUUCUUGACAUUAUUAUUCUGGUGAUUACAACGUACAUUACUGUAGCAUCAGUGCAAGAGCCGCAAACUUUUGGAGGUGAUGAAGCAGAACAUCCAGGUACCGAACAGGAAGCUUUCCUCUGGGAGCUUUUUGGGUCAUUCAGAUACUUCACGCUACCAGUUUGGAUGGUCUUAAUUGUCACUGCCCUUACAUGGAUUGGAUGGUUUCCUUUUAUCCUCUUUGAUACUGAUUGGAUGGGCCGAGAGAUCUACCGAGGAAGCCCAGAAAACCCAGGAGAGACCCAAAGAUACCAUGAUGGUGUGAGAAUGGGUUCUUUUGGUCUAAUGCUGAACUCUGUCCUUCUUGGAUUCACCUCUGUUGUACUAGAAAAGUUAUGUAGGAAGUGGGGAGCUGGACUAGUAUGGGGUGUCUCCAAUAUACUGAUGGCGUUAUGCUUUGUGGCUAUGCUUGUUAUAACAUAUGUCGCAAAGAACAUGGAUUAUCCUCCCAAUGGAGUACCUCCAACUGGCAUUGUCAUUGCUUCUUUGGUGGUUUUUACAAUUUUAGGAGCACCCCUGGCGAUUACAUACAGUAUACCAUACGCAAUGGCUGCUAGUCGUGUUGAAAAUCUGGGUCUUGGCCAAGGUCUAGCAAUGGGCAUUCUAAAUUUAGCUAUUGUCAUACCACAGGUUAUUGUGUCACUUGGUAGUGGGCCAUGGGAUCAACUGUUUGGUGGUGGGAAUGCGCCGGCUUUUGCGGUGGCAGCCGGUGCAUCGUUCAUCGGUGGGCUGGUGGCUAUUCUGGGGCUUCCACGAGCUCGCAUUGCAUCAUCGAGGAGGAGAGGCGGGACACACCGAUAAGGUGCUUAGUACCUACAUAAUGUGUAUGCUGUGGAAGUGUUGCAACUUGCGACAAUUCUUUGCGUUUGGUUGGGCACAUCAAGCGCUGUACGCGGGGAAAUUUAUGGGGGGUUUUGGAGAAGAGCAGGAAGCUCUUGAAUGAUGUCCUUUUCCUUUCCUUUUUGGUGGUUUGCCCUGUUGAGCUAUUUUUGCCUUGUCUCCAUCAUUUGUUGUUUGUAAUGUAUGCAUGUAUGUAUGUAUGUGUAUGUACGUCGGUCAUCUGUAGAGAGGUUAAUUAAUGAAUAAAAGGUUACAGGAGUUACGUUUA
Molecule: messenger RNA, 1844 nt
Organism: Panicum hallii
Lineage: Eukaryota; Viridiplantae; Streptophyta; Magnoliopsida; Poales; Poaceae
Product: sucrose transport protein SUT2
Exons: 5
Coding region: 47-1537 (496 amino acids)
Biological process (GO): transmembrane transport; sucrose transport
Cellular component (GO): plasma membrane; vacuole
Molecular function (GO): sucrose:proton symporter activity
Source: RefSeq, a predicted model, not a curated record